CACCGACGUAACAGUUCAACGAAACCCGGCUGGCUUGCUAAUUCGAGUCGGACGACUUGUUAAAAUAUGGACAUUUCAUUGUGAUUAUUAGUAUGCUAUAUAAGUUAUUGUGCAUACAGAGAUAAUUACGAGGAUUUUUUACUGAAAUGAAUAAACCACACGGAACGUUAACUAGAUUGCAAACACCAACAGGUAGUUAAGUUAGAUGUCGCAGGCGUGAUAGCUCUGAUCUGAAAUAGAAAUAUCCUAUUUCUUGAGGUACCUAGCUACUUUUUCGACGAACUUACAAAGUUACAAACAUCAAUAGCCAGAUAAUGUCCAUGGAAUUGGACGGAGAAAACACUGUAUUCGCUUGUUGUUUAUCGGGAGAUAUCGAAGCUCUUCAAAGAUUGUUGGAAUGUAGAAGCAAUUCAGACGUGGGGGAAACGCUUGACGUGUUCCAGGAAAAAGAUGUAUUUGGAAGAAAUGCCUUGUUUGUAUCCUGCAUUCUUGGCAGAUGUGAUAUCGUACGAGAACUACUGAAAUAUGGAGCCAGUGUAAAUGAACUCACUACCAGGGGUUACUCCCCACUGCAUUAUGCUGCUCUUUGGGGUCAUCUUGACACCGUGAAAACUUUGGUGGAACUUGGUGCCAACUUGCAUGCACAAAACUUCCGCGGGGAGAGGGCGAACGAGGUCGCUUGCCGUUAUUCCAAGACCGCUUGUGCCGAUUAUCUCUCUUGGGCAGAAGCCAAGCAGAACUUUCAAGAAUACAUCACUGAAGCAAGAGAUGCAUUUUGUGAUGAGAAGGCUCAAGGCAAACUAAACAAAGAGGAAAAGAACCUAUUCAUGAGUUCCUGCUCAGUAAAGGCAGAUUGGAUCGAGAAUGCAAAAAAUCCAUCAGUGCAAGAUUUCACUGAACAGAAGAAGCACCUGGAAAACGUCCUUAACCCGCUUCUUGCAAAGCUCACAUCUCCAUCUGAAGCGGCAACUAAAUCCAGGAAAAGCUGAUAAUCUAUGAAUUGCAGAUUCUCCAACAGGUCAUUAAUUCUAGUUUGGAUCAAAUGAAUCCACUUAAAAUUUUAGUAAGAGGAAUGACACUUUUGAGAGAUUUCACCAGUGAAUAAAUAACUGGAAAUUCAGUUCGUGUUCUAUUUAUUGUUCAUCUGUCGUUGUUUGUCUUUCUUCCUACAUGGUUUCUGUGAAUAAAAGAUUGAAAAAUAA
Molecule: messenger RNA, 1202 nt
Organism: Conger conger (European conger)
Lineage: Eukaryota; Metazoa; Chordata; Actinopteri; Anguilliformes; Congridae
Gene: ankrd45
Product: ankyrin repeat domain 45
Exons: 5
Coding region: 315-989 (224 amino acids)
Molecular function (GO): protein binding
Source: RefSeq, a predicted model, not a curated record